AUGGCUUCGUCAAUCCCUUCAGGGUCGUUGCUGCCUUUUGAAUUGGUAGAAAACAUACUUUACAGAGUCCCCGUCGCAUCUUUGGUACGAUUCAAGUCCACGUGCAAACAAUGGUAUGCUCUUUUAAGAGACAAGAGAUUCAUCUACGAACACUUGAAUCUCUCCCGGGAAGGAUUCAUCCGAGUCCAUGAUCAUAAGUCUUUUCAAUUCAUCAAUCUUGAGACCCUAGACCUUUCAUGUCUACAAGGUCCAUGCGAUAUUUUUUUAAUGAUUCACUGCGACGGAUUAUUGCUAUGCCAAUUUGAUAGUGAAGACAACAAUCUUGCAGUUUGGAAUCCGUUUUUGAGGCAAGUCAAAUGGAUCAAACCCUCGAGUCAAUGCCGGCCUGGUACCUACGGUUUUGGAUACGACAAUGUAUCCCGUGACAAUUACAAGAUCUUGAGGUUUAAUAGGGAAGGCAUUGAGAUAUAUGAGUUCAAGUCUCAACUCUGGAGAAGUAUUGACUAUUCGUGUGCGUAUUAUUGGUAUACAUGGUAUAAUUGCCACAUAUCUAUGAAUGGAAACAUGUAUUGGUAUGCUGGUAGGGACACGGAUAACUCCGAAAUUGAAAUCUUCAUCCAAUGUUUUGAUUUCUCCAAAGAGGUAUUCAGAGAGACAUGUUGUGUUCCCUUUGCAAAUGGUGAUUGGCAUUCGCCACUCGGAUCAGGUUUCGGAGGAGAUAGGCUUUCUUUGUUAUCUGAACAUAAAGAUGAGAAGAUGAUUCAGGUGUGGAUUACAAACAAGGUGACUGAUGAGAUUGUUUCGUGGAGCAAGUAUUUUAAUUUGACUUAUGAGAUUGUUACUCGGACCAAGUAUUUUAAUGUGUUUCCCCCAGGUCUCUCGAUAUUCGUAUCCGGUUCCAGUUCUCCAAUAUAUUGCGUCCACAAGACCAAUAGGAUCAUGUUAUGGUAUGAGAAAAAAGAUCACCAAGAUGAAAAUAUUUACGUCAACCUUUAUGAAAUAGGUGGGGAUGGGGUCAAGAAACUAGUUGAGACAGGACGACAGAGACUGUGUGAUGAGCGUCACGUUCGUAAGCUUUGUUAUGUAUUUGUUCCAAGUCUGGUUCCGGUUCCAGAGUAA
Molecule: messenger RNA, 1119 nt
Organism: Raphanus sativus (radish)
Lineage: Eukaryota; Viridiplantae; Streptophyta; Magnoliopsida; Brassicales; Brassicaceae
Product: F-box protein At3g08750-like
Exons: 1
Coding region: 1-1119 (372 amino acids)
Molecular function (GO): protein binding
Source: RefSeq, a predicted model, not a curated record